This is a messenger RNA of Dromaius novaehollandiae (emu), 5324 nucleotides long. It is a transcript of the gene PLA2G4A, whose product is annotated as phospholipase A2 group IVA. Gene Ontology annotation, molecular function: calcium-dependent phospholipid binding; calcium ion binding. Gene Ontology annotation, cellular component: endoplasmic reticulum; cytosol; Golgi apparatus. The coding region runs from base 546 to 2795 and encodes 749 amino acids. The record is from RefSeq and is a predicted model, not a curated record. Lineage: Eukaryota; Metazoa; Chordata; Aves; Casuariiformes; Dromaiidae. The transcript has 19 exons. Gene Ontology annotation, biological process: glycerophospholipid catabolic process.
CCCCGGCCCCGGCCGCCUCGGCGCUGCCCCGCGAGCCCUACGGGCGCGCCGCGAUCCGCCAAGGGCCGCUCCCCGGCAGCCGCGACGCCCGCGGCCGGCCGGCGCCUCACGCCACCUUAAGAGGCCGGCGGUCAGCUGACGGCGGCCCCUCCCCUCCCCUCCCCGCCCCGCCGCGCCGCGCCGCGCCGCGCCGCAGAGAAGUGCCGUGCCGCGGCCCCGCCGCCGAGCAGCGGCCCUGCCUCCGCCGCAGAGGAGCAGCCGCGCGGGACCCCGUGCCGCCAGCUGAUAGAAACACUUGGAUGACUGGAAUUCAGGAUACUUGGUUCAUGCUCUUACGCUAAGGUGAAGGAAAUAAGCACAAGAAAUUCCUCUGGUUCAGACCAUAUUUUGAAAAGAACAUAAGAAUUUUAAUCACCAUUCCUGUUCAUUGCUUAGUGGUUAAAGAUCUGCCGUUCUAAAUCCUGCUUUGAAAAACUGGGAAGUCUCGUCAGUGUGGAGUUGAACUAGGCAUCUGGCAGCUGUCUUGAACAGAAAUUGAAACAAAGAUGUCCUUCAUAGAUCCCUAUCAACAUAUCGUGGUGGAGCACCAGUAUUCCCACAUAUUCACUGUGACAGUAAAGAAAGCCACCAAUGUCACAAAAGGAGCGAUUGGUGAUAUGCUUGACACUCCAGAUCCCUAUGUGGAGCUGUUCAUCCCAUCAGCCCCUGACUGCAGGAAGAGAACUAAACAUUUCAAUAAUGAUGUGAAUCCCGUGUGGAACGAGACCUUUGAGUUCAUUUUGGACCCCAACCAAGAAAAUGUCCUGGAGGUCACUUUGAUGGAUGCCAACUAUGUUAUGGACGAGACUCUUGGCACAUCCACAUUUCCCAUCUCUUCCCUGAAACUGGGAGAGAAGAAAGAGGUCCAGUUGACUUUCAACGAUGUCACAGAAAUGACUUUGGAAUUGUCUCUUGAAGUCUGCUCUUCAACUGAUCUUCGAUUCAGUAUGGCUCUGUGUGAUGAGGAGAAGAAAUUUCGGCAACAGCGGAAAGAUAAUAUCAUGCACAGUAUGAAAUCAUUUCUAGGAGAAGAAAACAGCAAGAACCUGACCACUUCCCGUGAUGUACCAGUGAUAGCAAUAUUGGGUUCAGGCGGUGGAUUUCGUGCCAUGGUAGGGUUUGCCGGAGUCAUGAAAGCGCUCUACGAAUCAGGAGUUUUAGACUGUGCAACCUACAUUGCUGGCCUCUCAGGAUCUACAUGGUACAUGUCGACUUUGUAUUCACACGCGGAUUUUCCAGAAAAGGGACCAAAGGAGAUUAAUGAAGAACUGAUGAACUCCGUGAGUCACAACCCGCUGCUGCUGCUCACUCCUCAGAAAGUCAAACGCUACAUUGAAGCCCUGUGGAAUAAGAAAAGCUCAGGGCAGCCUGUCACCUUCACAGAUAUCUUUGGAAUGCUGAUAGGUGAAACACUCAUCCAUAAUCGAAUGGACACCACUUUGAGCAAAAUGAAAGAGAAAAUCAAUGAAGCACAGUGUGCUCUCCCACUCUUCACAUGUCUCCAUGUCAAACCAGAUGUGUCGGAGCUUAUGUUUGCAGAUUGGGUGGAAUUCAGUCCCUAUGAGAUUGGUAUGGCAAAAUAUGGCACUUUUAUGUCACCUGAUUUGUUUGGAAGUAAAUUUUUUAUGGGCACAGUAGUGAAAAAAUAUAGUGAAAAUCCCUUGCAUUUCUUAAUGGGCGUCUGGGGCAGUGCAUUUUCUAUAUUAUUUAACAGAGUGCUUGGAGUCUCCAAUUCUCAAAACAAAGGUCCCACCAUGGAAGAAGAAUUAGAGAAUAUUAGGCUAAAGCACCUUGUGAGCAAUGACAGCUCAGACAGUGAAGAUGAAUCACAGCAUCCAAAAGGCACUGAAAAUCCUGAGGCAAAUCAAGAAUAUCAAAACAACAGCCAGGAAAGCUGGGUGCAGCGAAUGCUGAUGGCUUUGGUGGGUGACAGUGCCCUCUUCAAUACCAGGGAAGGGCGUGCUGGGAAGGUGCACAACUUCAUGCUGGGACUGAACCUCAACAGCUGUUACCCGCUCUCCCCCCUGGCAGACCUUCUCACGCAGGAAUCUGUGGAAGAAGAUGAACUAGAUGCAGCCGUUGCAGAUCCCGAUGAAUUUGAGAGGAUAUACGAGCCACUAGAUGUGAAGAGCAAAAAGAUUCACAUAGUGGACAGCGGGCUUACGUUUAACCUGCCAUACCCACUUAUCUUGAGACCUCAAAGAGGGGUCGAUCUUAUCAUCUCCUUUGAUUUUUCAGCAAGGCCGAGUGAUUCCAGUCCUCCUUUCAAAGAAAUUUUGCUUGCUGAAAAAUGGGCCAAAAUGAACAAGCUUCCUUUCCCCAAAAUAGAUCCAAAUGUGUUUGAUCGAGAGGGCUUGAAGGAGUGCUAUGUUUUUAAACCGAAGGAUACCUCUUCAGAGAAAGACUGCCCAACUAUAAUCCAUUUUGUUCUGGCAAACAUCAACUUUCGGAAGUACAAAGCUCCAGGUGUCCCAAGAGAAACACAGGAAGAGAAGGAUUUUGCAGACUUUGAUAUUUUUGAUGAUCCUAAUUCACCGUUCUCUACCUUCAACUUCCAGUAUCCCAAUGAGGCUUUCAAGAGGCUUCAUGAUCUAAUGGAGUUCAACACCCUCAAUAACAUCGAUGUGAUCAAGCAAGCUAUGAUGGAAAGCAUUGAAUACAGGAAGGAGAAUCCGUCUCGCUGCUCAGUGUCUCUAAGCAGUGUCGAAGCAAGGAGAUUCUUUAAUAAAAACAACCUCAACAACAACCAUACGUAGAGGAUGUGCUGUAGGUCCCGCUCCUUGAAGAGGCUGGCUCUACCUUUAUAACUGGAGUUGAAAAGACAUUAUAAAGAGCAUUGCUGCUCUUGAAAAGGGCUGUGCAAAACUCCUGAAAACCGUUUCUUGCGCAUUUUCAAGUUUCAAUAUUAUUUUAUACUACUUACUUUUAACCUAAAAAUUGAAAACAUUUCAGUGUGCGGGUCAUUCCCUUUUAAAAACUAUGGAAUUAGGUUCUUGGCUAUAGAGUCAUUUGGUUCACGUUGGGGGGGGUAUUUGCUGUUUGUUUUUACAAAAUUGUAAAUACUGGUUUCUCCAGUGGGGCAGUUUUCUUAUUUUUAUUUGAUGUAAAUUGAGUGCAUCUUCAAAUGCGCGAUGAGAUUUGAAACACAGUAGAAUAAAACUUUAAUAAUAGAGACCAUAUAGAUGUAUACCUGGGCUUGGGCUCAGAUCCCACUCCACUUUGUAUAAGUGAGAAAACUUACUUUGACUUUGGCUGAAAAGUCAGUAAUUGAUAACUAUUGCUGGGCAAUAGCUGCUCCUUAAUAUAUUAAGUCACUUAGCUGCUAACCAGCACUGUUAAGGUUGAUUUCUUAUGCUGGAAGGAAUUUUGAUCACUAAUAACCAUUGGCUAUAUUGGCCUUACCAAAACUCCAUAAUCAAGCUGUGUUUCAAAUUUUGCCUUUCUUGCAUGAAUGGUAGAGCAGUGUCUCUUAAAACACAUACACACACACACACAUUUUUGAUAACAAAUGAGUAAAGAAAUGGAGUUUAUACAUCUUUGAUAAUAUUAUGAGUAGGAUCCUCUGCUGGUUAACAACAUUAGCAGAGCUUUGGUGAGUGAUGCCAACAGGGAUCUGCUUUUGAAUUUUUGAAUUUCAAAUAUUUUCACAGAAAUUGAAGUCCACUUUACUAAUUUUUAAUAAUAUAUAUAUCCACUCAGUAAAAAAUCCAAUCUCUUAUAUUUUUUUCCUCAUUUUUCACAAAACUAAAUUGCUUGAGUUUUUUGAGCUGGUAGUACCUAUGUGUUAAAUAAGUGUUAGUUCACGUAUUUCUGGCCAAAUUGCUUUAAAAUAGGUUAAGAAUCAUUUAGAGUUUGAUUAUGAUGAAAAACAUUACAUUUCUGCAGAGGGACAGUGGCAAUGUUUACUAGGGAUAGAAAAACAUUCCUAGGUAAGAAUGUGAAGUAGCUCAUGUGCUAAGGGCUAUAUUUAAAAUAUAUUUUUACUACUUUGACUAAUGAAAGAUCAUGCAUAGACAUGGAUUAUUUUAGUACCAUCCGAAAAGUGCUGAAAAUCUUCCUGGUAGAUAACUGUGCAAACACACAGAAAAAUGGGGUUGUGCCUCCAAAACCUCUCCAGUCUGUUUGGAAAGAACGUAAGCAUCAAGGGUGUAACGGAGAAAAAGGAAGGAAAGAGCCAAAGCUGCUGAAGGCGUCCCCGCGCCAACCGCGACCGGGUGCAAGACUUGGGAGUUUGCAAAUGUUGAGUGUUUGGCUGGCUUGUUUCUUUCUUUCUUUUAUUUUUAUUUUUAACAAAUGCAGGGGAUUAGUUCUCAUCCAAAUCCUCACAAUUGGUAGUGUGCUGCUUUUUUUGGCGGCGUUUGAAGGGGGAGAUGGCAAUGGCUGAAUAACUCUGAGAGUUAAUGCAAAGGUAUUUGCCAAGGUGAGAGGGUGAAAACGUCCCCGGGUGCCGUGUGUGUUGCUUGUCCAGCACUGCCCAUCGGCUGGAGAAGAAAAGCACUGGAAAAAAAGGAUUAUUUGCAGGGUCACGGUCACAAACCGUGAGGGUUUCUCUGCAAGAGCUUUAAGUGAAAUUUGGGUCUCAAGAUUUCUGUUGCCAUUACUAGGGUUCAGCUUUCAGCCUCGUUUUUUCGAUAGGGCUGUCAGGCUCCCAGCAAGCGCAGAGAUCACGGUCACAGCGAAUACCAUGCCGCUGGGUAAAGACGUUUUGACACAUAUCUGAUUUUUUGUUUGAUAAUUUUGUAACAAAAGAUUUUUUACAAUAACUACUCAUUUGUCAAAGCGUUUAUUGUUAAUUCAGUGGCUGUACCUUUUCUUGUGCAUUACUGAGCUAUUUUCAGUUGCUAAAAUCUGUAAGCACAUGGGAAGGGGAGCAAUUAUAACGCAUUUCUUUCAAUAGUCACUGCACCAUCCCUCCUUAAAUCUACUUUUAAUGUUAUGUGAUUAAUAACAUUUUCCAUAUUGAUUAAUAGGUUUUACCUCUGAUUGAGUUAGAGCAUGUUUAAAAUCAAGAGAGAAAAUAAAAUUAACUUAUCUUAGUGCUGCAUAAUUUAAACAUUUUCAAUAAUUGUUUGAAUACAGGAAGAAACUGGUACCAUUCUUAUAUUGUAAUAUUUUCUUUUCAAUACAUUAUUUUUUUCCUGUUGGUUAACAUGAUAAUAUUUGUAUUUUAUAUUUUACAAUACCUACCUUCUCUGUCUUAUGGAAGUGUUUUGUCAUGCUUUAUAUGGUUUAUAUUAUCACAGUGUUAUCAAACAAUAAAAAAUAAAAGUUAACUAUGUUUGGCA